This is a messenger RNA of Hyla sarda, 1893 nucleotides long. RefSeq lists its product as uncharacterized. Lineage: Eukaryota; Metazoa; Chordata; Amphibia; Anura; Hylidae. Gene Ontology annotation, cellular component: membrane. The record is from RefSeq and is a predicted model, not a curated record. Gene Ontology annotation, molecular function: olfactory receptor activity; G protein-coupled receptor activity. Gene Ontology annotation, biological process: G protein-coupled receptor signaling pathway.
AUGGCACCGAUGCCAGGCCCACCGACCCAAGUGGUCACGGAUUGGGAAUCAGCUAUGGACUCCGAUGGCUCCCAACAAGAUAGGAGCUCACAUGAUUCCACAGAUGGCAGCGACAACCCAGGAUUCUGGGGUGAUAGUCUCCCUGCCAAAAAGAAGCUCUUCAAGACACCUAUGAAACAUGCUACACUUAAAUAUCCUGAUCGACAUCGGUCCUCUUCUGAUGACUCACAAAACCGUUCAAGGGGUUCCCCCUGCCGCUUUGUACAUGCAAAUCGCAAGUAUUCAGUGCACCUGUGCAGGCGCCUCCUGAUCCCCAUCUGCCAUCUUCAGAAAUGGCUGCUAACACCUUACAUUUUAUUUCUGGAACUGCAGGCUCUUCUGGCGUUCUUACCUGCUAAAAAUGAUCUACUUUCUAUGGCAUCUGACUUGAAGUCAGCGUGGCAACAGGAUCUCAAGCAGAUCAGAGCAGAGGUUUCUAAGUUACAGUCUCAAGUACAGAACCUUGAAGAUUUUCGCUCCUCAGUGACCUCUCAAGUUCAGGCUCUGCAAGCCACCACAAAAUCCCUUUCCCUGCAACAGACUGCAACAUUGAUAAUCGGAACCGCUCAUACUACCUCAUUCACCUCGACUUCAUGGACUGGGCAGUCCGGUGACCUCCAGACCGUCCUUAAAUAUUUCUCCACUCUCAUGGCACCUGACAUUAAAAUGGGCUCGCGCAAUGUGAAAGUCUUCAGGACCCCAGAAAAAAGAGCACAAGCCCUCUACUCCCUACAUAGACAUAAACCCCACUCAACGUGGAGAUUAAAUGAGUCCCUUCUCAUGGAGGCCCUUUGUCUCCAGGAGCUGAAGGACGCCAUAUCUCAUUUUUCUCAGGACCAUCAAUCCGUUCCCUCGUCACCCAUGGUGAAGUGGGAAGCUCUCAAAUGCCUCUUCAAAGAGUUAUAUACAUUCUUGUUUUCAUUUAUCCAGGCAAUGACAGAUAAAAACUCCUUCAUCUCGGAAGUCAUCCUUCUCGGUUUCCAAAAUCUCCAUAAUUUCCAACUUUUAUACUUUACUCUACUUUUGGUGAUUUACUUUACAACUGUGAUGGGAAAUCUUCUGAUCAUCAUCUUGGUCUCCUCUAGUAAGACCCUUCAUUCUCCGAUGUACUUCUUCCUCUCACAUCUCUCUUUAUCUGACCUCCUGCUCAGUACAGAUAUUGUCCCACAAACACUAUCAAUAGUCCUGAAUGGGACCGGCACCAUAUCUUUUACGAGUUGCCUCACACAAUUUUAUUUUUUCUCAGUGUCUGAAUGUUCGGAGUGUCUUCUCCUCACUGUGAUGUCUUAUGACCGAUUUUUGGCAAUUUGCAACCCGUUACGUUAUCACAGUAUAAUGAGCUGUACGUUGCGUGUUAUGUUGGUCACCAUGUCUUGGCUGUUAAGUUUCUUGAUCGUAUUGAUUAAUACAACAACAAUAGGUUUUCUACACUUUUGUGGGCCCAACGUGAUUGACCAUUUCUUUUGUGACUAUGCACCCAUAUUAGAGCUUUCCUGCUCAGAUGUCUCUGUAGUUCAGCUGGAAGUCAUGCUCCUUGGUUUUCCGGUGCUUGUUCUUCCAUUUGGAAUAAUUUUGGUUUCCUAUGUUUAUAUUUUACAAGUAAUUUUAAAAAUCUCAUCCAUCACUGGAAGACACAAAGCCUUCUCCACCUGCAGCUCCCACCUCACUACCGUAUCCCUGUUUUAUACAACUUUGUUCAGUAUUUAUGUCCUUCCAACUGGACGAUCAUUGUCCACAAGUAAAAUCCUAUCUAUGUUUUACACAAUGGGAACCCCGCUGAUAAACCCCAUUAUAUACAGCUUGAGGAACAAAGACAUUAAAGAGGCUUUUAAAAAAGUUAUCAAUGUGGUUUGA